Molecule: messenger RNA, 2220 nt
Organism: Hemisphaericaspora subhashii
Lineage: Eukaryota; Fungi; Ascomycota; Pichiomycetes; Serinales; Debaryomycetaceae
Product: DNA ligase (ATP)
Exons: 1
Coding region: 1-2220 (739 amino acids)
Biological process (GO): DNA repair; DNA recombination; lagging strand elongation
Cellular component (GO): nucleus; mitochondrion
Molecular function (GO): DNA ligase (ATP) activity; ATP binding; DNA binding
Source: RefSeq, a predicted model, not a curated record
AUGGCACAACAACAAACCCUUGGGAGAUUCUUUUCGAAUUCUUCAAAUGCGUUGGGUAAAGCAAAACCCAAAACGUCUCCUGUCAAGAAAGCAACCAAAAUAACAAGCAAAGUAGAAUCACCACCCUCAUCUCCUCGCAAGAAGAGAUCGACAACUCCACCUACAUCACCACCUACCAAAAAGGUCAAACCAACUCCCGAAGCUUCAGUUAAGGUUGGUGAGUCUGAAAUGCACGAAGAUUCAGAUCCAGAAGAACCUGUAAUCGAAGUCCCAAAGAAAUUAUCCACACUUGAUGAAGCUAAAGAAUUGAUCAAAUUAAGUGAAAAGCAUCAACAUGAACCUCACGUACAAUUGUCAACUGCUAAAAUCCCAUAUACUGUUUUAACUUCUAUUUUAGAAAAAGUUGAACAAGAAUCAUCAAGAUUGAAAAUCACUCUGAUCAUUUCACAAUUCUUUUUGGAAAUAUUACAAGAGUCUACAGUUGAUAAAUUGAUUAGAAUCGUUUAUUUAUUUAUUAAUAGAUUAGGACCUGAUUAUGAACCGGAAUUGGAAUUAGGAUUAGGUGAAACCCUUUUAAUUAAAGCUAUUAGUGAAUGUUAUGGACGAGCACCAGCAACGAUUAGACAAGAUUAUAAAGAAGUUGGUGAUUUAGGAUUAGUUGCUCAAAAAUCUAGAUCUGGUCAACCAACAAUGUUUAAACCAACACCAUUGGAUAUUGAUCUCGUGUUUGAGAAUUUAACAAAAAUUGCAAAAUCAUCCGGGAAAGAUUCUCAACUGAAGAAAAUUGCCAUUAUUAAUAGAAUGUUAACUGCUUGUGAACCGAAAUCAAAUGAAGCCAAGUUUUUGAUUCGAUCACUUGAAGGAAAAUUAAGAAUUGGUCUUGCUGAGAAAACUGUCCUUAUUGGAUUAGCCCAAGCAUUUGUUGAAUAUGAACUUAUCAAAAGUGGUAAAAGUGGGUUAAGAAUUAACCCGGAAAGAUUAGCACAAGCAGAAGAUAUUAUUAGAGAAGCAUUUUCUCAGAUACCAAAUUACGAAAUCUUGAUUAGGAAUGCUUAUGACUAUGGUGUAUUCAAUUUACUUGAUCAUAUUCAAUUGACUCCUGGUAUACCUUUAAAGCCAAUGUUAGCUAAACCUACCAAAUCUAUCAGUGAAGUCUUGGAUAGAUUUCAAGGCGAAGAGUUCACGUGUGAAUAUAAAUAUGAUGGUGAGAGAGCUCAGGUACAUGUAUUACCUGAUGGGAGUGUCAAGAUUUAUUCUCGUAAUUCAGAAGAUAUGUCCCAAAGAUAUCCUGAUUUGAUUUCGAUCAUUACUGAUUUUACUACGCAAGAGAAAUCUGUAUCUUCUAUGAUUCUUGAUUGCGAAGCAGUUGCUUGGGAUAGAAUUAAUAAAAAGAUCCUUCCCUUCCAAGUCUUAUCUACUAGAAAAAGAAAAGAUGUCAACGAAGCCGAUAUUACAGUACAUAUUUGUCUUUUCGCAUUUGAUUUAUUAUACUUCAACAACGAAUCAUUAAUCAGGAAAUCGCUUCAAGAAAGAAGAAAAGUAAUGCAUGAUAAUUUCACAGUUAUAGAUGGAAAAUUCCAAUUUGCAACCAAAAAAGAUUCUUCCAACUUGGAUGAAUUACAACUAUUCUUAGACCAAUCAGUUAAAGAUUCAUGUGAAGGAUUAAUGGUGAAGAUGUUAAAUGGCCCGGAAUCAUAUUAUGAACCUUCCAAGAGAUCUCGUAAUUGGCUUAAAUUGAAGAAAGAUUAUUUGGCCGGGGUUGGUGAUUCGCUUGAUUUAGUGGUUAUAGGAGCAUAUAAUGGGAAGGGGAAAAGAACUGGGACAUAUGGUGGGUUCCUUCUUGCUUCAUAUAAUCAGGAUACUGGGGAGUUUGAGACUACUUGUAAGAUAGGUACUGGGUUUAGUGAUGAAGAUUUAACUAAUUUGUAUAAUAAAUUACACCCAACAGAGAUUCCCAGACCAAAACCAUAUUUUAUAUAUGAUACCAAUAAUUCCAACGCCGUGCCAGAUGUUUGGUUUGAACCUACUAUAUUAUUUGAGGUUUUAACGGCUGAUUUAUCCUUAAGUCCAAUCUAUAAAGCAGCCCAUCAGGAAUACGGAAAGGGUAUUUCUCUUAGAUUCCCUCGUUUCUUAAGAAUUAGAGAUGACAAGGGUAUAGAAGAUGCUACCAGUUCUACAGAAGUUGCCGAAUUUUAUGAACGACAAGCAAAUGUAAAUUAA